ACUAAGUCAAGACAGAGCUUUUCAAGGUUAUCGUGGAAUUUGCUGAAUGGCAAGAUCUUAACAGAAGAGCUCCUGUGAUGUGACAUAAAGUAUAAAUGUAAUAUUGAAAUGGAAAUUAUUGUUAUUGUUUCCUGUUGUUUUGGAGUUUAUUAGUGUAAAUGAUCUUAUGUUGUUCUUAGCUGUUAUCUUGAAAAAUCACAAUGAACGAAACAUUCUUCAAAUUCCUGAGUAAGGUUCCAUGGCAUCUCUUUUAAAAAGAUCUUCUGUAACGGCACUUUUUGUACGUAGUAAAUGAUCGGUGUAUGUUUCCUGGGUCAGUGAUUUCCUGUGGGCAGCAUGAAUAUAAGAGAACAUCAGCAUGUUAGAGUAAACCCCAUUCUGUGGCCAUUACGUGGAUCUGAAUCUAGGUUACUAAUUUUGAAUUACCAUAGCCUACAAGCCCCUGCCUUCUUCCCUGACAUCACCUCUUACCACCCAUCCUGCCAUUCACUCUGUUCAUCCACACUGACCUCUGGGGGACUCAGCCACCUUCUGGCUCUUCUGCCCAGACCACCCCCCCUUCCCCAGUCCGUGGCAUGGCUGCCCCCUCCCAGAUCAGAUCUCUGUUUACAUUCCUCUCCUCAGGCCUUCCCUGAACACCCCACCUUCUCUAUCACGUCCCCAUGUUUUCUCUUCUUCAGAGCAUUGAAUUCUCAGAAUAAAUCUUGUUUAUUCACUGACUUCUUGUUUUUCACUCCCCUUACCAGAGAAGCUCCAUAACAGCAGAAACUUUACUGUCUUGUGGAUUUUUGUUUUGCUUUAAAAUGUGUCUCUGUGCUUUAUUCUAAUUUAUAAUAAAAGGACAAAAAUUUAGAUGAAUGAUUUAAAAAGUAGGGGGGAUAGUGGGAUUGUAAUGUCUUUCAAAUUAUUUUUACUUCUGCGCAUGAGCUCAUCUCAUAAUUGAAUUCAAAACAUUACAUCACCUUAAUCUAUUGAUGUGACUUUUUCUGACCUCUGUGGAUGGCACAGUGAUGUUUCAGGGGAACUAUUUCAGAUUGUAAAAUUUUAAAUGUUAAUAAGUGUUUAUUUUUCUUCCAAUGAAAAAGUGAAAUUGUAAUUAGGUAUUCUCCAAGGACUUAUUUCAUCGUUGAGAAGCUUUUAAAAAUGUGCUUAUGUGCUGAAAAUUAGUUUUGCAACAGGGUUGUCCACAAUUUUUUAUUAUACAUAUCAAGUAUUUGAGAUUAUUUUAGAUUUGGAGGACACAUCUUGAGAUUGCAUCUAUAAGAAAAUGGACCAGUAGUGCCCAGUGAGAAAGAUGUAGAAAAACACUGGCACCCUCACUCUAUGAAUAAAAGUCAUGACAGCUUUUCUGAAAAGGGACUUGAAGGGAGAAGAUGGUGGUGGACAUCUUGGAAGCUAGGUUGGGUGAUGUGGUGAGGGGACAGAGUGUCCAAGUGGCUGAAUUUCCUUGCAGUUAAGGGAAAUCUUGCAGCCCAGGCCCUCUGGAUCAUCAGGGGCCUGGAACACCAUAUCCUCCUCCAUGCUUAAUACAGGUAAUAACCAGAGCCUCUUUCUUCCUUUGCGUCUGCCACAGUUGCCCUUGUGGAAGGUAAGUGACUGACUCAUAUGUUAAUGGCGGAGGGGCAAAGGUCUUCUUAUUGACAAGGAAAAAAAAUACAAUCUUGCCUCCUUUAUUAACAUUUAGAAUCAGUAUGUCCCAAAGAUCACUUCCUCUUAUGCUGUGCCUGGUUCUUUAAAAAAUUAAUUACAAGGGAACAGAGAGUUACAUUAGAACUGACUGGUAAUGCAUACUAUUCCUGUGGCUAUACCAUUUUAUUCUUUUAGCACAUGAUAAUUUUAAGCAGAGGAUCUAGUUGGAAACUUUUGGAGUUAAGUACAAGCUUUUUAAAUUUUCAUCAGGCUCCUAAAUUUCUGCAUAUAUUAAAUCAAUGGAAUUAUAAAAUUAUACAAUCCAUGAAGAGUCAUUUAGAUGCAUUACUAAUAACAACCUAUCUUUCAGGAGCUGUGAAGAAGCAAGAGUAACAGAAAAGCACUUUGGAGAGAGCAUUGUGGGCAGGAUUUUUUUUUUUUUUUUUUGAGAAGUAUAUUUAUUGAAAUAUAUUUUCUAGAAAUCAUUGCAAAACCUGUAAGUGAAAACUUACGGCAGUAGUUUGGGGAGGCAGGUUUUUCAUUGUAACGGGAUUAUGGCAAAGAUGCUUAGCGUUGCAAAACACUAGUUUAGCCUUUCUGCUGCGAAAGGGGGUGAACCUCAGUAAGUUCGCUCACAGGAGGUAUCAGCCUCUAUUUGAGCACUCUUCUUCUCAAAAUAAAAAUGUAUCUCUUGAGUAGUGCUUAAAGCUUGUUUCUGGGGCACACACUCUGGUAGCAUGAGAAGAAGUGUUCAGUGCUACAUUAACUGGAGUUAUUGCUAAUGCUGAAAUGAGCCUAAGGCAAAGGCAGUUGAAAGUUUUAAGGAUGUGAAGUUCACAGGUUUUCCACUUUUCUGCCUAUAGCUUCUUGUUUUUAUUUUUGGUUUUUUAUUUUUUGGUCUUAUCACGUAUUGCUUAUCUCAUUAUUCAACAAGCGUCUUUGUCAGUCAGUUAUCAUCACACUCACUCCCAUCUCAGAGGCCUGUGUGACCUAGAUAACCACUUGGCUCUUUUCCUUCAGCUCCUUCAGGUCUCUUUUAUACAUGUCACCUUUAUAAUCAGAUCUUUCUUGGACACCUUUCUAAAACUUCAAUCCCAGCCCCCACCCUGCACUUAGGAUCUUGCAUAUCUUACCUGUGGUUGCUGGCCUCCAAGAUGGCCCUAAUGAUUCUUGCCUUCUGGUGUUCAUACUCUUUACUGAAUAGGGCUGACCUGUGUCCUGUGUAACCAAUAGGAUACCGUGGGAAUAAUGGAGAGUGACUCCCAAGGCUGGAUUGCAAAAGACAUCGCACUUCCUCCUUGUUCUCAUUUGAAUCACUGGCGCUUAGGGAGGCCACCUGCCAUGUCGUAAGGACCCUCGAGCUGCCCUGUGGAGAAGUCCACACGACUGCCCUUCAUCCACCUGGGUUCAGUUCCAAGAGAGUUGUUACAUUUUUCUUCAAGAAGCCAUCAAAGUAGAAAGCAUAGAGGAUGUCAGAAAUCAGUGUACUGACCAUGGAGCUGACAUGAUAAGCAUACAUAAUGAGGAAGAAAAUGCUUUUAUACUGGAUACUUUGAAAAAGCAAUGGAAAGGCCCAGAUGAUAUCCUAUUAGGCAUGUUUUUUGACACAGAUGAUGCCAGUUUCAAGUGGUUUGAUAAGUCAAAUAUGACAUUUGUUAAGUGGUCAGACCGAGAAGAUGGCGAGGAUCUGGUUGACACCUGUGCCUUUUUGCACACCAAGACAGGUGAUUGGAAGAAAGGAAAUUGUGAAGUUUCUUCUGUGGAAGGAACCCUUUGUAAAGCAGCUAUCCCAUAUGAAAAGAAAUAUUUAUCAGAUAACCACAUUUUAAUAUCAGCUUUGGUGAUUGCCAGUACAGUAAUUUUGACAGUUUUGGGAGCAGUCGUUUGGUUCCUGUACAAAAGAAGUUUGGAUUCUGGUUUCACCACAGUUUUUUCAGCUGCACCCCAAUCACCUUAUAAUGACGAUUGUGUUUUAGUAGUUGCAGAGGAAAAUGAAUAUGAUGUUCAAUUUGACUGAGAUUUUGGAAAUCUCAGAUUAAGACACCAAAUACCUUGACAGUGAUUCUUAUGCAAGAUUUCAAUAUAGAACGUGACAAUGAAAAUCAGUUUUCAUAUUACCUUAUUCUACUAACAUUCACUAUUCUCAUGUAAUCAUUCAUUGUGAUAAAAAAUAAUCUUUAGGAUCAUUAUAAGAACAAAGUUUUUUAAAAGGAAUAAUCUUAAAUAUAAUUUAAUGGUUUUAACCACCUCCCCAAAUGCACCUUUCACUUGAAAAAAGUUUAAAGCCCAAGUAUUAAUAGCAAAUCAGGUAAAAAUAAAAAGCCAGGCUCCUUGUCUUACCUCCUCUAUCUUCCCUCCCACGGAGUUCAACCACCUUAGUUAUAGCUGAAUUAAAAAAAAAAAAAUCUACUUACCACUAUGGUUUUAACAAUCAAUACAUCUUUAACAAUUUCUAUGGUCUUUCUCCUUUAUCAAUAUGGAGAAUAAUACUGACCUUAAAAUAUUUCUCUACAUUUAGAUAUCAAUCUUCCUUUGUGAUGUAGAAAAUUUUACAGAUUUUAACACCCCAUAUGCCACAUAAUUAUACAAUUUCAGUACUUUUAGAACACUGUUUUGGACCACAAACAGUAUUUAGCACUGAUCACAAAUGGUCAGAGUUUUGUAAGAUUUAAUAAAGUUUGUGAAACCAAAAGAAUUACACCCAUACCAGGAAGGUGUGGAGGAGGCUGACACCGUGGGUAACUCUUGGAUCAUAGUGCCCUUCAAGGAUUUUUUUCCUACCACCAUAUCUGUUCCUAUAUAUCUCAUGCUUCCCAAACUUUGAAGUUUAUCAUUCAAUGACAUGAAAACUGUGUAAGCAAUAACUGCAGAGAAAAACUACAUACUACUGUAGUGAUGGUGUUUAGUUUUCAAUAUGUGUACUGUAUAUUUUAAGACAAUGGUGAAAUAAUCAUUUGGGGGAUAAAAAAUGAAAACAGAAAAAAGCUGAAACAAGAAUGGUUUCUUUAGCAACUUUUACGACUUAAAAACACAGUAUUAGAAAAUUCUUCACAUAAAAUUGUAUUCACUAUAUGUAGAAACUUGAAAGUACAAAGAAAGUAAUCUCUCUUCCUAACACAUACCCCAUCAGUCAUCUUACGGGAACACUUUUCAUAUGGAGAGAGACACUGUCUCUCAAGCUUGACCAGUGGCAACAAAGUUCUAGCUUGCGCCAUCUGUUCCUACUGGCCACCAUUAAUGGCAGUUUUCUUAAUGGGAUGAAUAACUACAAAGUGAUGACAAUGUGACUGUGGUACUAAAGAACAAAUUUUAUACUAAGUGUUAUUACACAAUUAUACUCUGUAAAAGCUUUGAGAUUUUGUGCAUUGAUCGAGAUGUCUAUUUUAUUGUGGAUAGAGUAUUAAUAGUGCUACUAAUUGUGAACAUUAGACUGGAAUUACUUCCUGCUUUUCUGACUCAAAUUCUACCAAUCCUUUAAGAACUAAGACCAGCCUUCUGUUCCUUAAAACUUUCUAUCACAAAUCUUUACAAUAUUUAAUACAGUAGCCACUACCCACACGUGGCUAUUUCACUUCCUCAGUUGCACUAGCCAUAUUUCAGAUGCUCAAAUCACUUGCAUAUUGCACAAUGCAAAUUAUAGAACAUUUCUAAUGUCACAGAAAGUUUCACUGGACAAUGCUGCUCUAGAGUCUCCCACUUCUAUAUAACUAAGUUUCUUCAGUUCAUUUCAGUAAAUUCUACCUAAUGACAGACAGCUCUACCAAAAUGGCUGUUUUAACUUACAUAAUUUCCCAUGUUUAAUUUCAUUUUCAAAAAAGUCCAUAAAGGUGCCGGUAAUGCAGUGCUAAAUCUUAGUCCUAUUUAUAUACCGGAACAUCUGUAACAAGCCCUUGUCAACAUGUGGUCAACAGAUAACUGGAUCAUUCAAGUCUGUAUUUAUUUUUAAUAUUAACAAUAACAUAAGCAUGCCUGUUUACAUUCAGAAUGUAUAAACUGCUUUUCUUCAAACAUCUUGGUUCUACAAUUUAAUUCUUAUGUUUGGCAGCUAUUAUUACUAACAUUACUUUUAGCUACCAUUUAAUUUUAACUACAUUUUAUUAGGAAUUUGCAUUCUUAAAAUCUUGGGAAUUUGAGUAGUGUACGGUCUCUAUUUUGUUCAGAAUUUAAAAGUAAUAACCAAUGAAAGACUUUUCUUAUUCCUUCUAAUUCACAUUUACAGGAUAUCAGAAGCUAAUACAACAUUGAAAUACUAAGUGCUACUAAGGAACUACGAGAAUACUAUAAAGCUCAAGCCACUGUGUGCAUCUCUGUCAUUUAGCAGUUAAUACAGCAAAACUAUAAAAUGUAUGCACACCAAUGGAAUGUUUUCUACCAUUUACUUAAAAAUUGUAAAUAAAAAAUUUUGUGGGUUAAGAAGGCACUACAUUUUCAUACUGAGUACUAUUAAAAGCAUAAUUGUUUCAAAUUCAAAGCAUCCCUUAAAGACCCAUAGAAUAGAUAUUGAUACUGGCACCCUUAAAUUUUGCAUAUCCGCUUUAAGGAAGGCAAUGCACAAGGUAACAGGCAGAAGUUAAGCAAAUGUUUUAGAAAAUUAUAUUUCAUAUAAAAUGGGAUUUGA
This is a messenger RNA of Hippopotamus amphibius kiboko, 6247 nucleotides long. RefSeq names its product CD302 molecule (gene CD302). The transcript is spliced from 6 exons. Gene Ontology annotation, molecular function: signaling receptor activity. NCBI's taxonomy places the organism in Eukaryota, Metazoa, Chordata, Mammalia, Artiodactyla, Hippopotamidae. The record is from RefSeq and is a predicted model, not a curated record. The coding region runs from base 3134 to 3646 and encodes 170 amino acids.